Messenger RNA from Rotaria sp. Silwood2, 471 nucleotides. NCBI's taxonomy places the organism in Eukaryota, Metazoa, Rotifera, Eurotatoria, Philodinida, Philodinidae. The record is from the annotation of a GenBank genome assembly.
AUGGAUUUACCACGAUUUUUACAAUUUUUAACAGUAUUUUUACUUGUUACUAUUUUUCUAUUCUCACCUUUUGUUACAUUGAUUACAUUUAUUCUUUUAUCAUGGUUUUGGUCUUUACCUAUGACUCUUACAAUAUGUUGUAUAUAUGGUUGUUGGGUCUAUUUUGAUCGUCACACAGAUUCAGAAGGAGGUCGAUGGUCUGAUCUAUUUCGUCGAUUGCCUAUUUUUACACAAUUUGUAAAUUAUUUUCCUCUUAAAUUAAUUAAAAGUGAAGAUCUUGAUUCAAAUCGAAAUUAUAUAUUUGGUUUUCAUCCACAUGGUGCAUUUUCUCUAAGUGCAAUGGGUAAUUUUGGUACAGAUGCUACAUAUUUCUCAACUCUUUUUCCAAAUAUUCGACCACAUUUGAUGCUUCUUCAUCUUCAAUUUCUAUUUCCAUUUACACGUGAAAUAUUUCUUAAUUUAGGCAAAUGA